GGGAAAACAAGUGUGAUCCCAAAUGACACGACCGAGGUUGAGCAGGAAACCAGCUCUUGUUCGUCUUCUCUCUGUUGCUGCUGUCUUCUCCAUUAUCCUUAUCGCCAUUCAGUCCUCUUUCUUCACUGGUAGUUGGACUCCCGUUAAUUUGGAUAUUCCGAUCUUGUCCCACUUCCAGUCUAAUCUUCAGCAAUGCGUCGCUAACCGAGGGCUGGGAUUGACUGCUCAUAUAAUUGAUCAUUGCAAUGUCAUUCUCAAGUUUCCCCAAGGAACUAAUAGCACUUGGUAUAAUGAGCAGUUCAAGAUCUUUGAACCAUUGGAGUACAAGUAUGACGUUUGCGAAGCAAUACUUCUGUGGGAGCAGUAUCGUAACAUGACGACAGUGUUGACAAGAGAAUAUUUGGAUUCUCGGCCUGAUGGAUGGUUUGACUAUGCAGCAAAAAGGAUUGCACAGCUAGGAGCAGAUAAAUGUUACAAUCAGACUCUUUGCGAAGAACAUCUCAAUCUAACUUUACCAGCUAAGCCCCCGUUUCACCCUCGACAAUUCAGAAGAUGUGCAGUCGUUGGCAAUUCUGGAGACCUCUUGAAGACGCAGUUUGGAGAGGAAAUUGACAGUCAUGAUGCAGUUAUACGAGAUAAUGAGGCUCCUGUUAAUGAGAAAUACGCCAAGCAUGUUGGCCUGAAGAGAGAUUUUCGCUUAGUUGUGCGAGGUGCUGCUGGAAACAUGAUUAAAAUUCUCAACGGUUCUGACGAUGAGGUGCUUAUAAUUAAAAGUGUCAUCCAUAGAGACUUCAAUGCAAUGAUAAAGAAAAUCCGGAAUCCAGUCUAUCUGUUCCAAGGAAUCGUAUUACGCAGAGGUGCGAAAGGAACUGGGAUGAAAUCAAUUGAAUUAGCACUUUCCAUGUGCGACAUUGUUGACAUUUAUGGUUUCACUGUUGAUCCUGGUUACACAGAAUGGACUCGAUACUUUUCUACACCAAGGAAAGGGCACAACCCACUCCAAGGAAGGGCUUAUUAUCAACUCUUAGAAUGCCUUGGAGUCAUACGAAUCCAUUCUCCUAUGCGAGCAAAGAGAAAGCAAGACUGGUCUGAUGUGCCUAGUCAAGAAAUGAUAAGCAACGCUCACAGAGCUGCAUUGCAUUUGAAAAAGAAGCAAGCUGGGGAAGAGGGAGGAUUGGGACAAUUUGUGAACUGUAAAGUAUGGGGCAAAUCAGGUCCCUAUGGCACUGGGCCUGUAUCUGGUUCCACAGAUAUGACAGAUACCAGGAAGGAUUCAAAUUACAAUCGAUGGGAAAUCAUGCCUUUUGAGAGCUUGAGGAAGGAAGCACGGAAGCACUAUAUGCAGAUGGAAGGUGUGUCUUUGUACAAGAUGGAUGGGAAUAAGCUGGAUGAUCUAGUCUGCGUGAAACACCCCCUGAAAUCGGAGGCAUGAAACAAUGGCUUGAUAUAUGGAUCCAUUUGAGUUGAACCUAAUUAAUAUUUUACAUGCACAAAUACAAGGGAACCAAGUGAUUUGUGUUAAACACAUCAAGCAGCUUCCUCUUGGAGUGUAAGCUAGUGACAGCCACCACAGUGAACUCAGAUCUUCUUUGGAAGUGCACUGCAAAAUUGUCUGAAAGUUGCAUAUACUUGAUGAUCAGAAUUACUGGAGGAAUGAGGAAAGAAGGGACCAAUAUUCUUGAGAUGUCCUUGACUUUUCUUAAAUUCAGUAAUUUUGCAAGUGAAGAAAUCUCAUGCUCCAUAUUUGCCUGAUUUUGUUAUAGAACUUUUCACAGCUA
Solanum tuberosum (potato) is the source of this 1778-nucleotide messenger RNA. RefSeq lists its product as uncharacterized. Gene Ontology annotation, biological process: pollen tube growth; pollen germination. NCBI's taxonomy places the organism in Eukaryota, Viridiplantae, Streptophyta, Magnoliopsida, Solanales, Solanaceae. Gene Ontology annotation, molecular function: sialyltransferase activity. The record is from RefSeq and is marked provisional.